Molecule: messenger RNA, 1792 nt
Organism: Cyprinodon variegatus (sheepshead minnow)
Lineage: Eukaryota; Metazoa; Chordata; Actinopteri; Cyprinodontiformes; Cyprinodontidae
Product: cell wall integrity and stress response component 4-like
Exons: 5
Coding region: 40-1062 (340 amino acids)
Source: RefSeq, a predicted model, not a curated record
GACUUGUUUGCUUUCAGACCAGCCCAAGUCAGGUUUCGAAUGAAUGGUACUCAAGCAGAGAUGGGUGUAGAGUUUAAUAAAACAACACCAGCUGAGGCAGUUCCAAAACCUGAGGAUGUUCAAGAAGUACUAGUAGUGGGUGUAAAGAACUCCAGCCUCACCAUGUCCUUGAAUAUCACCUUUGAUCCAGAGUCAGUUACAGCAAUUCGUCAACCUGUAACAACUGUAGCCCCAACUACGGCCAACAGUACAGUAACCCCAGCUCCAAAUACAACAAUUUCUCAGAACUCCACGGAAAACAUAACAACUACAACAGCUGGCAAUACAUCUACCACAAUCAGCACAUUAGGAAAUACAACAACAAAGAACCCAGAGACAUCAGCUUCUAGCAAUUCAACUUCCAACAACACAACAACAAAGAAGCCAGAAACAUCAGCUGCUAGCAAUUCAACUUCCAACAACACAACAACAAAGAAGCCAGAAACAUCAGCUGCUAGCAAUUCAACUUCCAACACCACAACAACAAAGAAGCCAGAAACAUCAGCUGCUAGCAAUUCAACUUCCAACAACACAACAACAAAGAAGCCAGAAACAUCAGCUGCUAGCAAUUCAACUUCCAUCAGCACAACAACAACGACCACAACUGUGGAGCAGACAGUAAACAGGAGGCUGACUUUUAGGUCACCUGGGGAAACCUUCACAACUGAUUUGUUGGACCAAUCCUCGUCAGCAUUUAUAAAUAGAGCUGCACUUUUAAAGUCAAUUCUUGAACCCUUCUACCAACAAUCGUUUUCCUCAUUCCGCAGUUUAACAGUGAUUUCAUUCAGCAAUGGGUCAAUCAUCAACAACAUGGAUCUUGCAUUUGCAUCUGCAUCUGCUCCUAAUGGCUCCCAAAUUGCAAAUGUUUUGAUCAAUGCAGCUUCAAACAUCUCUGCCUUCACCAUUGAUACCUCUAACAUUUUAGUGGAUGGAGAAGUGUCAAGUGGAGUAAGCCAGAAGAUCAAUCUCAUCACGGCUCUCUGCAUGGUCCUGUUGUCCUGGGUGUUGUCCAGCCAGCACUAAUCUCUCUAUUGACUAGUGGUGGAUAAUCUUCCCCCAGAAAGUUAUUCUAAUUGAAAACUAAAAAGGAUCUCAUGAAAGGGUGUUUUUAAAAGAGAAAUAGUUGUCCAAAAAUUGUUUCUGAGUUUAUUUAAGCAUCUCUAAAUUUAAGCAUCCAGUCAAGAACUUAAAUAUUUGUAAAAGCACAUUCACUGAUUAUCUAUGCUGUUUUGUUAGGAGGUUACUGCAAUUUUAUUUAUUUCUCUGAAUGUGAAACCCUGGAUCCGAUCCAUGAAGAACAUCUUGUACACUUACUUAUUAACAUGAGGGUUAUGUCUAUACAAUAGGAUGUGAUGUAGGAUUUAAAGUUUUUUUUCAAUGCACUUUAUGCAAAGGCAGACUCUAAUUAUCAUCUUCAUUCAGCAAUAUAAGUAUUUAAAAUAGUAAUAAAGGAAUGAUUUUAAUGACAAAUUAGAUUAUGACACUGUUCAUGCAAAUCCUCAAGAGAAAUCUAUGAAUUGAUUAUUUUGUAUAAAUGUAUUAUAAGAUGUCUAAACAAUAUCAAACCUUAUUAUUUUGUUGUUUUUUGAUAUAAAAUAUAUCUAUAACAUUGGAGACUUCGGUAUACAGUAUUCUGUUAAGUGUUACUCAAUUGUAUUUUUCUCAUCAUAAAUUAAAGUUAAGAUGACAAAGACAUAAAAACUAAUCAUUAAGAUUACAUUAAUAAGAGAUCACUGAAAUAACAGCUUUAGGG